Messenger RNA from Cylicostephanus goldi, 422 nucleotides. Lineage: Eukaryota; Metazoa; Nematoda; Chromadorea; Rhabditida; Strongylidae. The record is from the annotation of a GenBank genome assembly.
AUGCGAGUCGUUACUGUCUUUUCAGGGGAAAAGGCAGUAGUGGUGGCUCAUCUUAGCGAUACUGAAAAACAAGUGUCCUUUGACGGACAAGUCAGAUCUGUUACCGUAAGCAACGUGAGCAGUGACGAGAAGGGAGUAUCCUACACUCUCGAAUCAGACGGCCACCGUUGGAAGGCGGAGGCAAUUCGUCUUCCAAACUCAGCGCUUGUGUUGGGGUCUGGUCAGUCGGAGUACAAUUUAGCAUCAACCGACAGCUUCGAAGGUGGCGAUACUGCGACUGGCACUGGAAUGAUCAAAUCUUCUCACGCACCAAUGCCAGGAAUUAUCGAGAAAGUUCUCGUGAAGGCGGGAGAUGAAGUGCGGCAAGGUGAUCCUCUUGUCGUAAUGACCGCAAUGAAAAUGGAGUACAUCAUCAGGUAAAU